UCCACACAGAGGGCCGAUUCGCCGCGGCCUGUGGGGCGUGCGGGGGCGGGGGUAUCUUCCGGCUGGGGUUGGUGGCUGGGUUCGUUGAAGGACGUCGGCUGCGGAAUCUGUGACUUGACCAAGAUCAAAGUCAUGGCAGGUCCAGAACCUGAAGGCCAAUUCCAGUUCACUGGUAUUAAAAAAUAUUUCAACUCUUACACUCUCACUGGUAGAAUGAACUGUGUACUGGCCACAUAUGGCAGCAUUGCUUUGUUAUACUUCUACUUCAAGUUAAGGCCUAAAAAAACUCCAGCUGUGAAAGCAACAUAAAUGGAUUCUGAAAUGUCCAACCUCAUCUGUUAAGACCCAUGCUUGGAGAAGCUAAUGUCAACUCAUCAUGUAAUACUCAAUUUGUACAAUAAAUUAUGAACCUGGAAAA
Nannospalax galili (Upper Galilee mountains blind mole rat) is the source of this 418-nucleotide messenger RNA. It is a transcript of the gene Atp5mk, whose product is annotated as ATP synthase membrane subunit DAPIT. The coding region runs from base 133 to 309 and encodes 58 amino acids. The record is from RefSeq and is a predicted model, not a curated record. NCBI's taxonomy places the organism in Eukaryota, Metazoa, Chordata, Mammalia, Rodentia, Spalacidae. The transcript has 4 exons.